ACUCUCUUUCUUCAUCACCAUCUGCUCAUGAUUUUCAAUCCCAUUUUUCACACUGAUCUCACCCAUUUGCCCUCAACCUCAAUCUCUACAAAACACUGUAGAAACUCUAGCCCUCGCCUCAAUACUCUCCUCCUUUCUCUCCUAACACUGGGCAUUCGGGGUUGUAGAGUCUCUUGCUGCAUUUUUUUCGCAGUUUUCUGCAAUACCCAGUACUACUUUACUAUCACCAAAUUCUCUAUGGUCCCUUCUUUUAUUAUGUGUCUAUAAUAGCUCCGAGUGUAUCUAGGAACAUUUCACAGUGUCUGCUUGUUUCGAUUUUCAGAUCGUAAUAAUUCUGCAUCUACAGUGGAAUGCUAAUUAAGCUUGGUUUUUCUGCUGGAUUUGAAUUGCAUGGGGAUUGAGAGGAGGUUGGCUGAUAGGAGAGACAAAAACUUCUCUGAAUUAACCGAGAGACGACUGCCAACAAGAAAUCAAUAAUGAAGAAUCGGCGACGUCAGAAGAAGACGUCUUCGGUUCAAAAAUUAUUCAAGGCAUGCAAGGAAGUGUUUGCCUAUGGCGGGACUGGGAUUGUUCCACCCCCUCAAGACAUUGAGAAGCUGCGGUCUAUUUUGGAUGCAAUAAGACCAGAAGAUGUUGGGCUGAAACCUGAAAUGCCGUAUUUCCGGACAAGCCAUGCUCAAAGAAUUCCAAGAAUUACAUACCUGCAUAUCCAUGAAUGUGAAAAGUUCUCGAUGGGAAUAUUUUGCUUGCCACCUUCUGGUGUUAUUCCUCUUCAUAAUCACCCUGGAAUGACGGUUUUCAGUAAACUACUUUUUGGGACCAUGCACAUCAAAUCAUAUGAUUGGGCGGUCGACUUGCCCCCUCACAAUCCCACCAGUUUCCAACCAACGGAAAUCCAGAGUUCCGAGGUGCGAUUAGCUAAAGUGAAGGUUGACGCUGACUUCACUGCUCCUUGCAACACCUCGAUCCUUUAUCCCGCCGAUGGAGGAAACAUGCACUGCUUCACCGCAGUGACGGCAUGUGCAGUUCUGGAUGUUCUUGGUCCUCCAUACUCUGAUCCCCUUGGCAGGCCCUGCACUUACUACCUUAGUUACCCUUUUCCCAGCUUUUCAGCAGAUGGAGUUUCCGUAGCAGAAGAGGAAGAGAAGGCUUUCGAGUGGCUUCAAGAGUCGGAGAAACCUGAGGGUUUACAAGUAGUUGGAGCCAUGUACGGAGGCCCCAAGAUUGUGGAGCACUGAACUGAUCUUUACACCCAUUCGGCCAUUCACUCAUCUCUCUACCAUCGUCAAGUUCCUCUCUGGUCCCUCAGUUCAGUCUUUUUCUGAUGUAGGUGCUGACAACUUUUCUGUCAAUGAAGUGAGCCGAUUGGACGCCAGGCCAGCUUCUCUGAACCGGUGGUGCGAAACUUUUGUUGAUCUUUCUUUAUGCACUUUUUUCUAGUUUUCCCUUCUUAUCUUUAUUGAAUAUAUUUUAAGGCACCUAGCGAUGUUUUUUCUGAGACUACAGGAUCUGAUAUUGCGUGUACAGAAUCAAAAAACAGUGAAUGAUAAAAUUAUGAGAGACACAACAUCGGAAACUGAUAUUUGGGAGGAUAAAUGGUAUAUGCAGUGGUCUUGAUUGAUAUCUGAA
This is a messenger RNA of Prosopis cineraria, 1629 nucleotides long. Its product is annotated as plant cysteine oxidase 2-like. Gene Ontology annotation, molecular function: oxidoreductase activity, acting on single donors with incorporation of molecular oxygen, incorporation of two atoms of oxygen. The record is from RefSeq and is a predicted model, not a curated record. Bases 477 to 1238 code for a protein of 253 amino acids. The transcript has 5 exons. NCBI's taxonomy places the organism in Eukaryota, Viridiplantae, Streptophyta, Magnoliopsida, Fabales, Fabaceae.